CACACAGGUGAGCGCCCCAUUGUUGUCCACUCUGCAACUGGGGCUUCAGCCAGUUAGGAAAUCAGUGGUGGCACAUGAAGAUCCUCUCAUGAAAGAGGAUUUUUUUCUCAUUGGACCAAGAGGGCAUGGAGUCCUCUGCCAUGGAUGGUAGUCUGGCUGAAAUUCUGGCCCCUCUGAGGUCAGAGUUGGACAGGUUUUUUUAAUGCAGAGGGUGAAGGGUCCUCUCCCGCUGUGCUUGUAACGAGCAUUGAAACAGGUGGAAAUUCUGCACGAGAAGAGCAACCUGAGGUAGGGACACGCAGUGGUGUACACCAAUGUCCCAAGUGCAGUCGUCAGUUCACUUGCAAGUCCAACUUCAACCGUCACUGGAAGGUCCACUCAGGACAGAGGCCCUACAGCUGUCUAGUGUGUGGUCGCAAAUUCAACCAGGAGUCCAACUGCCAGAGGCAUCAGCAAUUACAUAUGCACCCAAGAAGAUCGAAAAAGGGAAGGUCUGGGAGGAAGAAAAGUGGGCAUUCCAGGACAAAGAUGUCCCUGGGUCAGGAUGAUAAGGCAAGGGAGACUUCAGAAGAUGGCAGCCAGCUUUUAGUAGUAAAUCAAACAGAAGGCGAACUUGGUGACGAUAAAAAUCUUAGGGAAGCCUUCAGAGAAGCAGAAUCUUUGUGCAAACUCAGUUUGGAGAAACUGAACAUGGGAAGAGAGGAAACCAAAGGAGGAGGUAGAGUAGCGGAAGAGGGGAAUGAAAAGCCACAGAUGCCUGCUGUAGAUGUGUCAGCAGGGGUCAGGAGUGAGGUAGAGGUGAGUUAUGAGGUGGAGGUGCCCCACAGGGGAGAAAUGGAGGCCAGCCUGAAAGAGCAUGAGCCUCAGGGGCUAACCAUCAUGUGCCCUCUGUGCGGACUGAUUGUUGGCACUUUGUCCAGUUUGGACCAACACAUUAAGGCCCAACAUCCGAACGAGGCCAUCGCCGAUCAAAAUAGAAAAGCAAUAGGUGUGUCUGGUUCAGACACCCAGUGUCUUCAGUGCGGACGCAGUUUCUCCUCGAAGUCCAAUCUGAAGAAGCACAUGUUGAUACAUUCGGGGGUACGACCCUAUAGCUGCCCUGAUUGUGGCAGGACCUUCAACCAAUCGGGCAACGUCUUGAGGCAUCAGCGCACUUGUCACCAAGUCCACUCUGCCCUCAGCAACAAGGGAGAGGCAGCAAAGACAAGCCAGCGGAAGAAAAGGUCUAGGAGAGGGAGUGGAAAGGAGAGCACAGAUCCUGAGGAGCAGGGCAACACACCUGCUGCCCAACCUGCUGUUCACGUCCAGUUCCUGUGCUACGUAUGUGGCCAUGGUUUUCUCUCCCAGGAUAGUCUGGAGGUCCACGAACAGAGCCACAGAAGGGAGCUGCCCUACCGCUGCUCCCACUGCGGCAGAGGCUUUGCCCACGUGCAGAACUUUUCCCGCCAUCUGCUGGUGCACACUGGCGAGAGGCCCUGGCACUGUAGAGACUGCGGGCUUCGCUUCAACCAGGCCUCCAAUCUCAACCGGCACUGCCGCACCAAGGGCCACCAGGGUGCCACUACUGAGCAUACUGGGGUUUGGCACAAAAGUAAAAGAAUGGGGAGACGAGGCAGAAUCCACAAACUAAAUACGAAUGUAAAGGAGGUAAAGGUGGUAAAGAAGGUAAAGAAUGUAAAGAGGGUAAAAAAAAAGUAAGGAGAAAAGAAGGGGGGGGUGAAGUUGUAUUCUGUCCAUAUUGGAUCAAUUAGGAGUACUGACAUCUUAACUUGGGUUCUCUUGCUUUUCAAAAUCAUCUCAGUUUAAUGUUCUGUUACAUUUUUGAGUUUAUGCAACAUGCUUAUACAACACAAGCACCCCCCCCCCCCCCCGCACAUAUGAUCAUUUUUAUUUCUACCAAUAAAACGUUUUACAAAAUCA
Molecule: messenger RNA, 1920 nt
Organism: Anguilla rostrata (American eel)
Lineage: Eukaryota; Metazoa; Chordata; Actinopteri; Anguilliformes; Anguillidae
Product: zinc finger protein OZF-like
Exons: 2
Coding region: 463-1698 (411 amino acids)
Biological process (GO): regulation of transcription by RNA polymerase II
Cellular component (GO): nucleus
Molecular function (GO): DNA-binding transcription factor activity, RNA polymerase II-specific
Source: RefSeq, a predicted model, not a curated record